Molecule: messenger RNA, 1945 nt
Organism: Salvelinus sp. IW2-2015
Lineage: Eukaryota; Metazoa; Chordata; Actinopteri; Salmoniformes; Salmonidae
Source: RefSeq, a predicted model, not a curated record
AGUUUAUUUCAACGGGGGAUUGCAGAAGAAAUUAGCUGGGGAUUGCAGAAUACGAAUGUCAACCGACUGAUGAUUAGUAUUCGCAUGCUGCUGCUCUGAGUAGAAGGCUAGAAUAAGCCCCCCUCCCUGCACCUGUCCCGCUGCGUUUUGUGGUCGCGCAGAGUUGAAUCUCGAGGCGAUUUCACUCACUUUCAUUGUUGACUACAGCGUGGUGGGUUCUGGUUGUAGCUCGUGAAAAUGACUUCGACAUACAGUGGUCUGGAUUUUCAUCCGGAUAGGAUGGUAGAAAGCCGGUUGAUGAUGAGCUCGGAAGAUACAACCAACGGCAACAAGAUGAACGGUUCCAUUGAGAACCUGGAAACACCUGACCAUGACUCCAUCAAGAUGUUCGUUGGCCAGAUACCUCGCUCCUGGACAGAAACCGAGCUCAAGGAGCUGUUUGAGCCCUACGGCGCCGUGCACCAGAUCAACAUCCUCCGAGACCGCACCGCCACACCCCCCCAGAGCAAAGGAUGCUGUUUUGUAACAUUUUAUACCAGAAAAGCUGCCCUGGAGGCCCAGAAUGCAUUGCACAACAUAAAGACCUUAACUGGGAUGCAUCAUCCCAUCCAGAUGAAACCCGCCGACAGCGAGAAAACAAACGCGGUGGAAGACAGAAAACUCUUUAUCGGAAUGGUGACGAAGAAAUACGGCGAGAAUGAGGUUCGGCUGAUGUUCUCUGCUUUCGGCCAGAUAGAGGAAUGCCGAAUUCUCCGUGGACCCGACGGUCUGAGCAGAGGCUGUGCGUUUAUCACAUUUUCUACCAGGGCUCAGGCUGCGAAUGCAAUCAAAUCCCUGCAUCAUUCUCAGACAAUGGAGGGCUGCACUUCUCCCAUGGUGUGUAAGUUUGCGGACACUCAGAGGGAUAAGGAGCAGCGGCGCUUGCAGCAGCAGAUGGCCCAACAGAUGCAGCAGCUUAACAGUGCCUCCACCUGGGGAAAUCUGGCAGGGUUGGGAGGCCUCACGCCACAGUACUUAGCCUUGCUCCAACAGGCGACGGCUACCAGUAACCAGAGUACUUUUGGUAACCAGAGUGCUUUUGGUAACCAGAGUGCUUUUGGUAACCAGAGUACUUUUGGUGGCAUGCAGAGACUAGGAGGUGUGAACCAGCUGCAGCUGCAGAACCUGGCCACAUUAGCAGCUGCCGCCUCUGCAGCCCAAAACUCAGGCGGCUCCACCAACGCCAUGUCAGCCAACGGCGCUUUAGGUAAUCUCUAUAACUCAGCAGGCCAGACGGCAGGUUCCAGCGCGGGUGCAGCCAUGAACACCCUGGCCUCUCUGGGCCUGACCCAGGGCCUUGGCGGGGGUCUGACGGGGGCCUCCAUGGGCCUCAACAACCUCAACGCCCUCACUGGGGGGGUCAGCGGUGAGUAUGCCCUCAUGUUAGGUAUGGCUGCUAUGAACGGGGGCCUGGGGGCCUCGAUGGCUAAUGGCUCUGGAGCGAGCUCCAUGGAUGCCCUGACCCAGGCUUACUCAGGGAUGCAGCAGUACACUGCUUCCGCCCUGCCUUCCCUCUACAGCCAGUCCCUACUGCAGGGUGCAGCCGGGGGGAGCCAGAAGGAGGCCAGGAGCCAGAGGGAGGGUCCUGAGGGGGCUAACCUGUUCAUCUAUCACCUGCCCCAGGAGUUUGGAGACCAGGAUGUCCUUCAGAUGUUCAUGCCUUUCGGAAACGUUGUCUCUGCCAAAGUCUUCAUUGACAAACAGACCAAUCUGAGCAAGUGCUUCGGGUUCGUCAGCUACGACAAUCCAGUGUCGGCGCAGGCCGCCAUCCAGGCCAUGAACGGCUUCCAGAUCGGCAUGAAGAGGCUCAAGGUGCAGCUGAAGCGCUCCAAGAAUGACAGCAAACCCUACUGAUCCGUACCCAGGGCAGGGGCCUUCCCCCUGGCUCUGUGUUAGCACUGCUAGG